Messenger RNA from Bemisia tabaci, 3106 nucleotides. RefSeq names its product protein CNPPD1. Lineage: Eukaryota; Metazoa; Arthropoda; Insecta; Hemiptera; Aleyrodidae. The record is from RefSeq and is a predicted model, not a curated record. Gene Ontology annotation, cellular component: cyclin-dependent protein kinase holoenzyme complex; nucleus. Gene Ontology annotation, biological process: regulation of cyclin-dependent protein serine/threonine kinase activity. Gene Ontology annotation, molecular function: protein kinase binding; cyclin-dependent protein serine/threonine kinase regulator activity.
AAUUAUUGUUUGUCCUGAAGGGAGAGGUUAUCGUUAUCAUUUUCUAAUGGGAACGAUUUUUCUUCCUUAAUAGUAAUUUUUUGUGUUAAGUGUAGUGCCCAAAACUCGAGCCGAAAUAUCUACGAAGAAAAUGAAUUUUUCGCAGCUUCAAAAGAAGCGGUGCGCUUCAAAUAAAUCGAAAAUAGAGAUCGUUGGAAGCCACGAUGAAUUUUUAUCUCGAAUCAAGAAAACAUUAUACUACGGAAAAUUGCCCAACACAGAUCGCCUAAGUCUUCCUGUAACUGAACUGGCUGCUGAGUUAUACUCUGAGGUGAAACGAGAGAGAGAAAGUCUGGAACGUUUACAAAUCGAGGAAGCCGCUCAAUUCUCCCGCAAAGCAUGUGUCCAUCCCAGCUCCUUGGUCUUAGCCCUGGUUUACCUAGAACGAUUGAAAAGUUGUAAUCCUGAUUAUUUAGACAAAUCAGCCCCGUUUGAAUUGUUCGUUAUUUCCUUAAUGGUUGCCUGCAAGUACCUUAAUGAUGAAGAUGAAUAUAAUUAUGACUGGGCUGUGUUCUCCUCUAUGGAAGGGAAGAAAAUUAAUCAAUUAGAAAAGGAAUUUUUGAAAGCUAUGGACUGGAAUUUAUUUGUGAGUGAUGAAUUAUUUAUGACAAGACUGGAAGAUCUAGAAUCUUAUUUAGCAUUGAAAGAAGGGCGCAAAAGAGGUUACUACUCAUACACAGAGUUGCUGUUUUUACUAGAAAUGGUUGAUUUUCUGUCUGCAGCAAGAUCAUUCUUCACGAUCUCUGCUGUCUGUGUUACAAGUUACAUUGCCUUUGUCUUGACUGUCCUUGGAUCAUCUGUGGCUGUGAGUCAGAUUAGCACUGCAUUGAGUCAACUCUCUAAAUUAUCAACGGAUGUUGGCACUUCUUCCGACUCUCCUGUUUUAACUCCUGAUUCUUCCAAUACUAGUGUUGCUAAUGAAAUAGACUUAAAUGAAGAUGAAAUGGCAGCGGUUUUGAGAGUAUUUGAAUCUAAAUUGAACUUGAAUGCUGAUGUUGAGAAAUGGAUCAGUCAUGAAUUAUUAGUGAGAAAGGCUAUUUCGGAAACUUGUGGCAAUUCAAGCCUGGAUAUAUCGUGGGGAAAUGGAUUACAAGGACUGAAAUUUGGUAAAGAGACUGACUCUUGGGUAUCAGCAGCAAGUGAAAUCGUGAGAUCUUACUGGCCUUCUAGUGUCUUGUCACAGUUGUAUUUAUCUCCAACAAUUGAGUAUGCCACACAUUGAAGAUGAGAUAAAAUAAUAUAGAGUGUGCUGUGACAGCCAGAAAUCAGAUUUUUUAUAUCCUUAUUUUUUUACAUUACUAACUAAAAAGUCUUUUUUAUUUUAUUUUUCCACUUUCAGCUCAUCGAGUGACCUUAGAAGUUUAAGUGUAAUUUUGUUUUAAGUGCGAAUUCUUCAGAGGAAAGCUUGUUUCCGGUUCUCUUUUAAGUGUACCUCUGUUUACGUAUUUUCAUUUUUGGCGAUAGAAAUUUUAUUUUUCCGUCUCUAUUCUUCAUAAUUCUGAUAGUUUGAUAUGUAAUGGAAACUGGAAUCCCCCUCCCCCCUUGCCUGCAGUGAUUUUUUCAAUAUUGUUGCCUGUGAUUUUUAUCUACCUUUAUUUUCCUACCUGCGGAUAUUUAAUGUAAGUCAUAAAGUUCUCUUAGCCAUUGUAGAUCUCCUUGGCUAAUCAUAGAUUCAAAGACAUUGCUACGAAAAUUGGGUUUUACCUCUUUGUUGAACUCUCAUUCAAUUUCUAAUUCAUCUCUAUUCCUUGAACAUUAUCCACCUUUAAGCUUUUUCGAAGAUUACAUAUAUUUAUGAUAAACCCAACCAUUUAAAACUGUCAAUUUUUCUGUCAUUAUUGACUAACUGAAACUGGGAAAGCUUUUGAGAGUUACAAUCCACCCACUGAUAUCUUGCUUUUUUGCCACUCAACAAAAACAAAAUGUUUGCCCCUUGUUUCCGGCUUGUUGUUCCUACAAAUAUUUUAUACUUUAAUUUUGUCCGACAGGUGUGCUCCUUUUUUUUAAGAAAAAAAAAUGAAUGCGCAACUUUCCAGAGUUAUUCUGUCAAAAUCAAGGUGGUGAGUGGGGACAGGGCACUUUUCCCAUUUUAAUUACAUUCAGAAAAGUGACCUUUCAGCACUCAGCACCUUAAUUUUGUGCUUUGAAAAUAUUAGGAGGGUUAUUAAAAAGCGAGUCAUCCAAGCCAUUGAUUACAAAAUCUAGAUUUAGUAAGAAUUUAUAAUCUAAGCCAUUUCAGAACUAUGGAAAUGCCUAUUUUUCUGGAGAAAAAAAAGAAUGAGGCACUUUUCUUCUUGACUCCUAUGUAAUUAAACCGCUGCUGCUCCUAGUUUUUGUAGAUAUCUAUAUUUCCGUAUCAUUGUUUAGAAAAAAGUGGCAAUAAGCAAAAAUUAUUGAAUUAUGAAAUGUUCGAAGUAUAAAAAGGCUGAUUAAUACCUUUCAGCAUAAGACUCCUUCUUUGUUUAAAAUUUCUUAGAAACAAGAGUUUUAGCAGUUAGUUCAUGAUCGUAUUGUUUUUUACACCCAAUGGUUUUUAAUGUAUGAAAGGCAUCUUCUCCAUAUUGCCUAUGGCUAUAUCGAUUUCCUGUUUUCAUUUACAUGCUUACUUUUAAGUUAUUUUAUUCAUUUUAUUUCCCGCCACUUGAGGGAUUUUGCUUAAUUAUAAGAGAUGAAUUAAUGCUUUUUCCAAAGGUAUCAUAUUAAUUAGCUACUAAUUUACUACUGAAUUAUUUUUUGUCUAGUGAUACUAAUUCUGUAUUAAUUUCCCGGUUUUUAUCUCACGAAAAAUAGAAAGCUUGCAAAGAGUUUCAGCUCCUUAAAUGAUACCUAAUUUUCAACCUUGACAUUUUCUCUGGAGACACUACCCAUUAAGUGCAGAUGUAUUCAUGUUCAUCCAGUGAGUUUGAAAGCCCGUGAUAUGUUAUUCUUCUCUCAUCUCUCUUCAUGCAUUUUUCCAUAACACAUAACUAUGAGCUAUGGUAUAAGUAUUUGUAAUUCAUCAAAUAUUGUGUUUCCUCUGUUUGAAGGUUCCUUUUUUUCAUUAAUAAAAAGGUGAUCCUCUUCCAUA